This is a messenger RNA of [Torrubiella] hemipterigena, 420 nucleotides long. The record is from the annotation of a GenBank genome assembly. NCBI's taxonomy places the organism in Eukaryota, Fungi, Ascomycota, Sordariomycetes, Hypocreales, Clavicipitaceae.
AUGAAGGCCUUCGCUAUAUUCACCUUUGCAGUAGCAGCCGCUUCUGCGGCUGUAAUUAAUUCUACCCAGAUCGUGGAGGUUCCUAGCGGUGCUCUUGAGAUCACCAUCGAUGGUGUUUCAUGGGGCUAUCUGCUUGAUACUACAGAAGGAGUCCGGACUUUCGACGUCUCUGGCACUGAGUAUAACCUGCAGCAGACUAUCGUAACUAGAGGCGGCGUCCAUACAAUCGCAGAAUUGAUUCAGAAAUGGGGCAAGCCUGCCGCAAAGCUUUUCCAGUGUAUCGGUGCUAAGGUUGUCAGCAAUUGUGCAAGCCAGUUCGUCUUAUGUAGCGCAAGCGGCGUUGCGCCUUGGGUUUGUGCAGGAGGUCUCACAUGUGCUGGUCCUCAUGCGGUGGAGUGUAUACAGCAGUUGACAGGUUAA